This is a messenger RNA of Psylliodes chrysocephalus, 1665 nucleotides long. NCBI's taxonomy places the organism in Eukaryota, Metazoa, Arthropoda, Insecta, Coleoptera, Chrysomelidae. The record is from the annotation of a GenBank genome assembly.
AUGGGUAAAGGAAAAAAAGGCGGUAAAAAAGCGAAAAAAGAAAUCGAUCCAAAUGCAAUAACCGAAGUGGACAAAGCUUUCUACGAGAUACAAAUCACGGAUUUGAAUAAAAAAUUAGCUAGGAUGAGAUCUCUAAAUCAAGAAUUAGAAGUAAAAACCGAGGAACUUACGGAAGAGAAAAAUAAAUUAGACGAGGACAGAAACGAUAUUAUUAUAUACCUUAAAAGAAUGUUACAAGAGAAAACCGACGAAAUUAAGGAACUGGAAGAGAGAAUCACCGCGAUGAAGGAAGCAAGAGAUAAAGACACGAUAAAAUACGAAGCAAAGAUCAACGAAUUGAAAUUCGAAUAUAAGCAAAUGCGGGAGCAACUGUUAUCUGAAAAUAAGCUGUGUGAAGGAAAAUUAAAUUCCCUCGAAGAAUUUCGAUCCCAGCGAGACGAACUCAUGAGAAAGUACGAAAUUCAAGAGGUCGCAAUAGAGGAACAAGAAAAGAGGCACAAAAGAGAAAUGUGUGAAAUCGAACGAAAAUUCAUUCUAAGUAAAGAUCAAUUGAAAAAGGAUAUGAGCUCUAAGUUACUUCAACUCUCUACGGAAUUCCACGAUGCCACAGAAUUGAGGAUAGCAGCUACGACUCAUCGAGUAAUUAGAGAAAAUAUUGCUGUUAAUAAUGAAUUGGACGUUUUGUUGAAUAAUCAACAGCGACUGUAUGGUGAAAACACGAAUCUCAAAACUAGAGAUGGAAUGUUAAGAAACCACAACGAACUGUUGCUCAAAGAAAAUAAGAUCGCGCUAGCUAAGGUACGAGUUCAGAUAAAGCUGAUCGAGCGUUUAACAGACGACCACCAGUACAUGGUAAACCAAUUGAAUAAGUACAAAUUUUUCGAAAAUGAAGUAAUAGCAAGCAGAAAUAAAAUUCAAGAACUUAACGAUAAAAUAAAGCAUUCCGAGUUUACUAAGAGGAUAUUGGAACAGAAUCUGCAUCACGUUAGAUGUGAUCGAACUCUAAUAAAAACCGAGUUCCUCUAUCUGGAACAAGAAAACAAUCGUUUACUAGAGUUAAUGUUGGAAGCUGUUAGUGCUAUUAAAGAGUCCCUAACGGUUAGAACGCAAAGCGAAAUGGCUCUUAAAAUCGGCAAACGCGAAAACUUAUUAAACUACCUCCUCUUGUUGCUAAACAAAGCCAAAGAAAAGAAAAUGAAAGUACCUUCAUUAGACAGUGUUUCGCUAUUCGAAGCUACUUACGCCAAAGGCGAUCUUGGUUUCGUUCCAAAACCAGUAGAGCUGCGCUCCUCUCCACCAGUAAGAAGACACAUGGACACCCAGACGGGCUUGAGCUUCGAAGAAUACGUAGCGACAGGCGAAAUCGCAAAAGAACAAAUGCUCUACACCGAAGACGAUGAAAGUUCGGAAUAUUUAGUUUCCGAACUGGAAGGAGAAGGAGAACUGGCUGAAGAGGAACCGCGUAAAAGUCUUCUAUUCUUCGAUGAACAGGAAGUCGUCGACGAAGAAUCAGAAGAAGGCGUUCUGGUGGUGGAAGAAGAAGAAGAAUUACCGACCAAACAAACUAAAGGAGAAUUCGAAGAAGGAAGAGCUAGCGAAACGCAAGAAGGCGAAGAAGUCGAAGAGGAAUAUACGGAGGGAGAAGAAUCAGAAGCAAGUCCGUAA